This is a messenger RNA of Pseudophryne corroboree (corroboree frog), 3196 nucleotides long. Its product is annotated as transient receptor potential cation channel subfamily M member 2-like. Lineage: Eukaryota; Metazoa; Chordata; Amphibia; Anura; Myobatrachidae. Gene Ontology annotation, molecular function: ligand-gated calcium channel activity. The transcript has 21 exons. The record is from RefSeq and is a predicted model, not a curated record. The coding region runs from base 1 to 3006 and encodes 1001 amino acids. Gene Ontology annotation, biological process: release of sequestered calcium ion into cytosol. Gene Ontology annotation, cellular component: plasma membrane.
AUGGAUGUAGGAUCUCAGGGGGGCCUGCGCUGUCUGGACAACAACCACACGCACUUUAUUCUGGUGGACGAUGGGACACACGGACGAUGUGGGGUGGAAAUUCCAGUGAGAACUCAGCUGGAGGAAUUCAUCUCUCAGCAAACGAUGCAGAUAGGAGGAAGGGAAAUCUUGGGCAGCAGGAUGGGAGAGCCAAUCAGAGCGGCUGUCAGAGCGGUCAGGGAAUCCGCAACACUAAUUCACAACUUGAGGACGUUUCUUCUUUGUCAGACCAUAUAUAACUCCAUGUGUAAUAACACCCCAUGUGUCAUCGUGGAAGGAUCCGGGCGUGUGGCAAACAUCAUCUCAGAGGUGGCAAAUCUUAGUUCUUCCAAAAUCACCAUUUCCCUCAUCAAGGAGAAACUGCAGAACUAUUUCCAGGAGUCGUACGACACCUUCACCGAAACUCAGAUUAUCACCUGGACCAAGAGAAUACAGGAUAUUGUCUGCAUGGGAUCUCUGCUGACCAUCCUCCGGGAAGAGAAAGAUGGAGGCCAAGGAAUGGACGUGGCCAUGCUGCAAGCUGUGCUGAGAGCGUCUCACAGUGAUGAUGGAGGACAGGAGAAUUGGGAUCGUCAGCUGAAACUCGCCGUAUCCUGGAAUCGGGCAGAUAUUGCAGAGACGCAGAUAUUUAGUGAUGACAGGACCUGGAAGCCCGCUGAUCUUUACCCCAGUCUAAUGGUGUCAUUGAUUGAAGAUAAACCAGCCUUUGUCCACCUCUUUCUGGAUCAUGGAGUGUGUCUCUCGGAGUUCCUCACCACAGAAAGGCUCAUAUGCUUGUACAAUAACACCGACCCGUCCACUCUGAUUUAUAUCAAACUUGUGAGUCUGGCCACUGGUGAAGGAUGGAGUGAAGUUGCACAAUCCACCAUUGGACUACAUCAUGUGUCCGGUAUCCUGCAAGAUCUUCUGGGAAAGCUUGCUGAGCCAAUGUACCCAGGUGCACCAUAUAGUCGCACAUGGAGCCUGUUUAAUGGAAACAUCGGGAUGAAUGACAUAGUGGACGUAAUGAAUGGAGACCCACAACAUCUGAAAUACCCCGUACGUGAUCUUCUCAUCUGGUGCAUUGUCCAGCAUCGUGCAGAACUUUCAGAGGUCUUCUGGAACCUGACACAGGACAGUGUAGCUGGGGCCCUUCUCUGCACUAAGAUUCUAAGAGAACUGGCUAAAGAGGAGGAGGGCAUGGCAAACACGGAGGAAAUGACAUCACUGGCUGAUGUGUAUGAGGGGCGCGCUGUGGGAGUUUUUUCUGAAUGUUUUUCUAAUGACGAGAAACUGUCUGACAAUCUCCUGACACAUGUGUCGGCUGAAUGGGGAAAUGCCUCCGUCCUAGAACUGGCCCAGGAGGCCGAUGCUCAGAUCUUCAUGUCUCAGGUUGGAGUUCAGUUAUCCCUCACGAAUGUCUGGUGGGGGCGGCUGUCGGCUGAUAACAGCGUUUUGCAGGUCUUGCUGUGCAUGUUUCUGUUUCCGCUCAUCUACAGUGGUCUCCUCACCUACAGAACAAGAGCUGGAAAUUCUGUAUCCUGUACCGCGGAGACGCAAUGUGAGCAAGAAGCUAUGGGUGUGCGAUGCGACCAGAAGAAUGUCAUGUGCAGUAAUAUGGGAUCUGCGCUCUGUAGACCCAGACCCUACAGCUGUCUCUGGAAGAUCAUGGCCUUCUUCAACGCCCCAAUAAUCAAGUUCUAUUAUAAUUAUCUGUCAUAUGUCGGCUUCCUGGUGCUCUUUGCUUAUGUGCUGAUAGUUGAUUUCCAGACGUAUCCAUCUUGGAGAGAAUAUCUCUUGUACGCCUGGGUAAUAACCCUCCUGUGUGAGGAGCUGCGACAGUUAUUUUAUGACCCCGCCCAGUACGGGUUUGUGACAAAUGCAUACCGCUACAUCACCAAUUUCUGGAACCAGAUAGAAGUACUUGCAUUGUGUUUCUUUGCUGUGGGGGUCAUCUGCAGAUUGGUCCGCACUGAUACAGUUUAUCUGGGCCGGGUAUUCCUCUCUGUGGACUACAUAUUCUUCUGUAUUCAUCUCUUGCAAGUCUUCACCGUCAGCAGCGUCACAGGGGCUCAGGUUAUCGUUUUUCGCAGACUGCUGAAGGAUACUUACUUCUUCCUCUUCAUUGCGUUCAUUUUGAUGGUGGCCUAUGGAGUUUCAAAGCAGGCGAUCCUAUAUAUUAAUGAAACACGGUGGGACUGGAUCUUCCGCCAUGUCCUCUAUUAUCCCUAUCUAUUAUAUUAUGGGGAUCUUCCAUUAGACGUGGACGGUUUGAACUUUGACGUUACACAAUGUGCACAAAAUACCACUGGUUCCGAUGUUCCUCUGUGCGUCUACAAUGAUGGCAACGGGAACCCUCUAUUUCCACAAUGGUUGACCAUUAUCUUAUUGUGUCUGUUUCUCAUUCUUGGAACCCUUCUUAUAGUGAACAUGGCGAUUGCGGUAAUUGGUUUAGUAUAUAAUGACGUUGAGAGUCACGCAGAUCAGCUCUGGAAGUUCUAUCGCUUUAGUCUAAUAAAAGAAUACAAUGAUCGCCCAGCUUUACCGCCACCAUUCAUCGUGUUUUCCCAUCUGUACCUUCUCCUGAAAUGCGCCAUCUGUAGACAACCACCAUGGGGCUACACAGCACUGAGACGCGUGCUAGAUGAAUGCCAGAAGUCAUCACUGCUGUCCUGGGAAUCCUACAUGAAGGACAACUACCAGCACAAACAGCAACAGCAACAACAGGAGAGCCAGGAAAAUCUGGUGAAGGGAACAUCCAAGCGUGUGUCGGCAGUGAUGCGUCUGGUGAAGAUGAAGAAAAGGGGCAAAGGUCACCGGCUGGAGGGGCGUCUGGCAGUGCUGGAGGAGCAGAUGGAACAGACCACGCAAUACCUCACCUGGAUCAUUUCUGCGCUGACAGAGAACGGCGUUUGCAGCAACACUCUGACUUUAGAUUUUACAGAACCUAAAAGGAUCCUUGCAACCACUACUGACUCAACAGCCUAAGAACAUGGUACCAGUACUGACCUAACAGCUGAGGAACACAGGACCACUACAGACAUUACAACCAAAGAACAUGGGACCACUAAAGACAUUACAGCCAAGGAACACGGGACAAUUACAGACAUUGCAGCCAAGGAAUACAGGACCACUAAAGACAUUACAGCCAAGGAACACAGGACCACUAAAGACAUUA